Messenger RNA from Leptidea sinapis, 4105 nucleotides. RefSeq lists its product as uncharacterized. The transcript is spliced from 2 exons. The record is from RefSeq and is a predicted model, not a curated record. The coding region runs from base 158 to 961 and encodes 267 amino acids. NCBI's taxonomy places the organism in Eukaryota, Metazoa, Arthropoda, Insecta, Lepidoptera, Pieridae.
UACAAUUGAACUUGUGAGUUGUGACAUGUGAGUUCGAGUUGUGGCUCUAUUGUACCUACAUAGUACAUACGGUACUAAACUUUGUUUUUAUUUUUCACACAGCAAAAUAGUGAUAAGUUAUACAAAUAACACUUUUAAAGUUUCAGGUGCAUAAAAUAUGAAGAAAAAAAAUUUAAAGUUUUCAAAUCAUAGUGGCAAUCAAUUGGAUGAUGACAAUAUAAGAUAUAAAAUUAACACUCAAUACAUACACAAAAACAAAUCUAAAAAAUCUAAUCUCAAUCAGGAUGUUAAUGAAGAUAAUAUACGAUACAAGCUACCUACUUCUAAGGUUACUUCAAAUAAAAAAACUGUAACAAAGCUUAAAAGUAAACCCAAAUUAAAAGUGAAAUUUUGGAGAGAUAAAACACUACCAAUUAAAAGGCAAAAGUAUAUGUCUAGUAACAAAAGAAACUUGUUGACUCGCAGAAAACCUGAUGUUAUUGAAGAAGUAGCUAUUAAAAAGAAAACCCCAGUGGUGAGAGUUCAGAAACUAAAAAGUUCUCCUCUGGCCAACAUAUCAAGACCUGAUAUCUCUGAGAAUCACUUCCCGAUGGUCACAGUGCCUGAUGACUUGACAAUACAAUUGAAUAAUGAGAAUGCUAAUGCAUUAGUCACAGAUCUUAAUCUUGGUUUUGUUCAUGCUGAUUUAGGUGAUAAAAGAUUAAGUGAAAAAUCUAAAAAAGUUCAAAACUCAACAGCACAAACAAGCCCAGUUUUUUUUGUAGAUAAUUAUGGAACAGGUGUGGAGCCAAGAACUCAAGGAAAUGAUAAUGAAACGGAAUAUUUUUCUAAAUACAUUGUACAGAAAUUAAGAAAAAUGGAGACAACCCAGCGUAUUUACUCAGAGAAUUUGAUAAAUACAGUUCUUUUGCUGGGACAGUUGGGCGAGUUAAAUGGGAAAUUGAAAAUAGCCAAAGUCUAAUAAUAUUUUAAAAUUUUGAAAUAUUAUUUAUAUUUUGAGAGAAGUUUAUCUAACAAACAAAUAAAACAUAAUAUAAUUACUACACUCUUAGGUAACUUAUAUCUCUAGAUACACUAACAACUGAAAAUGUUGAAUAAAUUGCUCUGCGAGCUGUUAACCUCUAUUUUCAGCAACACACACAUAAGUUAGACAUAUAAAUUAUCUAAGACUACACUAUAUGAUAAACAUUGUAAGACACACAUCAAGGAUAAAGGAAAAGAAAAAUAGUUCUUUUACUUAUGAAGAGUUCCGAUACAAGAAGGUUCUGUAUGUAAAUAUUUGAAUGAGAGCAACAAAUUAGAUGAACAAGAUUUUGAGUUAGAGUUAGUAGAGAAGAGUUAAAUUGUUCAAGUUGAGAUGGGGUAAUUGUAUUUAAUAACCUUGUUAUUAAUGACUGAUUUCCUCAACUUACAAGUGUUAAAUUUUGAUGAAUAGAGGUUUUGGAAUUUAAAUUGACAAAAUUUUCAUAUAAUUUUUUUUUGUGUACUGUUUUUUUACUCACUGAGUGUGUGUAUGACAACUGAUAAUACGAAUUAAUUUUAUUACUACUAACAACUUCAUAGCAGUAAUUCAGAGGGGCAGGCUCUACUCUUGGAGAGAGACAAAAAUCAAAAGUAAGCUGUAUCUUUAAAAUUUUUUGUCAAAAUUCAAAUUUCUUAAACAAUAUUUUUUCUCUAAAUAUUACUUAUACCUAUUUAAUUACUGAUAGUAAUAGGACCAAAUAAAUAGUAUAUUAUAUUUAUUUUAAUUAAAGUAUAUAACUAUAGCAUACAACUAUCUGGAUUCAUUGAUUGAUCAAUAAUCCCAAAGGGUCAAUUUUUGCCUGUGUUUGAGAGGCUCUACUGAACUAAUAUUUAUUAGAAGUGCUACAGUCCCAAUCUACAUAGUAUGAGACAUGAAUUUGCAACCUACCCUGGCAAUAUUGACCAUUCUGUGAAGAUGACUUAUACCAAUAUUUAAUUGUUACAAGUCUUACUAUGUAGUAUUAAAAGAAAUUUGCUAAACCUUUACGUGCACUUAUGCACAGUGAAGUUGCUUAAAAUAAAUAUGACAGUGUUGUUAGGUAUUCGUAUUAAUGUGAUUGAUCUUGUGUUAGAAUUUUGGCUGCAGAGAUUGUCUACCAUGAGGUGACCUGUUUGUUUGCUCGAUUUUGCUUCCAUAUAAAGUAUAUGUCGUCAUUAAAUAUGUUUUUUAAAUAGUUUUGACAUAUUACGAAUUCUCAUUCUUAUCUGUUGAUAACUAGCAUAAAAAAUGACUUUGUUGUAACUGUAAAUAUAUUGCAAUUUCUUUUUUGUAAUUUACACUAUUAUUGGUACUUCAUAUCUUAAAUUUAAAUGGGCCUAAUGUACUUUACUCAAUUUAUUUAAUUAUGUACAACAGAAAUCAUUAUUCUAUAAUAUUAUUUUUUAUAAUACUUUCAUAUUUAAUAUAAGGAUCUCAUAGUAAAUAUAUCUAUUUAAUUGAAUAUAAUUAUAAUUAAAUAUAUCUAUUAAAUUAAAGAACAUUUUAAAUUGUGGCUAGUAUAACAUAAUUGAUAAUUAUCAAGGUUUAAUUAUAAUUAGUAUCAACAUAAUAAUUAAAAUGCUUCAGUUUUAAUUUUUUGGAAGGCAUGACUUAUUUAAUAAUUGACCUUAAAGACCCCUUUAAAGUUCAAGUAUUAUAUUAAAAUAUUUAAUAUAAUAUAUAUAAGAGUAAUGAUACUCUUUCUUACCUGCUCCAUAUGGAACAGGUAAGAAAAAAAAUUGAAUUUCUUAGGCUGUUGUGUGAUACUUGAAUGCUCCCAUAAAUUGGUGAUUCUAUUUAUACACAUGUUGAUAUAAAGAAUUCAAGCUUGAAUAUUAAAUAAAAUUUGUAUUCUGUACAAGUAUAUAUCAAUAUAAUAUAUAAUAUAAUAUAGUAUGUAAACCCCCUUAUUCAUAAUAGUCUGCUAACUUAAAGCAUUGCUCACUCUGUCUUCUGCUAUUGACCUAAGUCAGAAUGAGAAAAAACACUCCUAAGUGGCUGGUUAGCGGAUCAUUAUGAAUAAGGGGGGUAGAGUGCUGAUUAAAUCAUGGAAAUUUUAUGAUUGGGGUAGUCACACUUAUUGUCGUGCUCUCUUCAAGUGUUUAAACAUAAUGAUGUAGGUUCCGUUAUUUGUGUUCACAGAGAAUAUUAAUGUAUGGUGUUGUUAUUUUGCAUGAAAUGGUGCUAUUUGUGUCCUAAAAUGCACAUAUCAGUUAUAGUGAGUACAAAUUAAACUUUAUUAAUAUUUUGUAUCAUAUUGUAUAAUAAUAUAAAAUAGUCUUUUAUAGAGGCUUCUCAAUAAUGAUUAGUGAAUAUUGUUGAAGAUAGUUAAACUAAACUUUAUAUAUCUUUUUAAAACAGUUUGACACUUUGCACAGGAUGUUCCCUGCCGUGAAGCAGUAGUGAGCAAAUAUUAUUGUGUUUCUAUUUUAAGGGGUGUAGCUAAUGAAAUAACUAAGACUUAACAUCUUAUGCCUCAAAGUGACAAGUCCAUUUGUGAUGCUGCUCACAAUUUUUAAUUUUAAUCCUUAUCGGUACUGCAUUAUCAAUUACCACAGAUCUUGCUCGUUUCAUCACUUUUACCAUGAAAAGUUCACGGAACAGGUGGUCCUAACUGAAUGAGUCACAUUACUGUCACAGAUUCAGCCGACACUCCUUGCAGUUUGAAAUGAGGCCUUUUGUAUUGGAUGGUUGCUAAUCCACCUUUUUGAUUGUUUAACAUUUUUUUUAUAGUUUUGUGAUUACUUUGUUAAUAAAUUAUGAUAUGGAUUUAUAGUUUGGGAAUAACUGCCUUAUUGCUAUUCUACGUAGUGAUAUGAAAUCUACAUGAAAUUAAUCUUUAACAUGAAAAAACAUACUGAAACCAACAUAUAGUCAUUAUUUGGGGUAAUAUUGUUUUGUAAUAUGGAGCGAUAAUAAGUUGUUGAUUUAUUUAAUUGUAAUAAUGUUUACCUUGUUUAUCUUUACAAGACAUAAUAAAUAAUGUUGAAAUGCACAUAAUUAUAUUAUAUGUGUGUUUAUUAUUGGUUAAACAUGUUUGUUAAGUUCAGUGGUUUACAAUGAUAACAUAGAAAUGUAUUAAAAGUUUAAAAUACAAAAGUU